Molecule: messenger RNA, 1455 nt
Organism: Salpingoeca rosetta
Lineage: Eukaryota; Choanoflagellata; Craspedida; Salpingoecidae
Exons: 6
Coding region: 359-1003 (214 amino acids)
Biological process (GO): cilium assembly; regulation of cilium beat frequency involved in ciliary motility; positive regulation of cell motility
Cellular component (GO): motile cilium; ciliary basal body
Source: RefSeq, a predicted model, not a curated record
UUUCUGCUGGCGUAUUUUUUUCUUCUCUGCUGCUGCUGUGUGCACUUUCGCCAAGACAACCAAGCUGAACCAACACACACACACAACACCCCGCUCCACCACCGCAUAUCACCGCUCGCUCGCUUGCUAUCGACCAGCGUUUCCAUUGGCACCAAACCAGUUCCAGUCAGCCAGACCACGAAGAAGCUCCACGUCGUCAUCCUGAGUGAUACGCAGCGUGUGAUCCGUAGCGACCGCAAACAAGACACCCACGUUUGAUUGAGCUUCGCCAAGCCGUUGUUGUUGUUGUUUCUCGGCACUCCAACUGUUCCCGCCACACAACGUACAUACACGUACAUCUACCAAUCCACCGUCCACAAUGUUCAAGAACACAUACCAGUCGGGGUUCCUGUCCAUCCUCUACAGCAUUGGCAGCAAACCCUUGCAGAUCUGGCACAAGGAGGUGCGGAAUGGACACAUCAAGCGCAUCACAGACGACGACAUCCAGUCGCUGGUGAUCGAGAUCAUGGGCACCAACGUCAGCACCACAUACAUCACAUGCCCGGCAGACAAGAAGCAGACCCUCGGCAUCAAGCUGCCGUUCCUCGUCAUGAUUGUCAAGAACAUGAAGAAGUACUUUACAUUCGAAGUACAGGUUCUCGAUGACAAGAACGUGAGCCGGCGGUUCCGCGCGUCAAACUACCAGGGCGCGACACGCGUCAAGCCGUUCAUCUGCUCCAUGCCCAUGCGCCUUGACGAGGGCUGGAACCAGAUCCAGUUCAACCUUGCUGACUUUACGCGACGAGCAUACGGCACCACCUUCAUUGAGGCGCAGCGCGUCCAGAUCCACGCCAACUGCCGCAUCCGGCGCGUGUACUUCAGCGACCGCCUCUACAGCGAAGAUGAGCUCCCCGCAGAGUUUAAGCUCUACCUGCCCCUCCGCGGCAAGGACAAGAAGGGACAGGCCGACGCUGGUCCCGCCACCUCUGCGCCCGAGCCAAGCCAGGCCGCACCCGCGUCCUAAACCCAUCCCCACCAGCCCACCAUACCUCCUUGUUGUUGCAGUACACUCACUGCACACAUACACACAAACACACAUACAUGCAUCUCAGCCGUCGAUCUACCCCUCAUGCCCUCUCCACCAGCAGCUCCUUGUAUCACAUCUGUACUUGCUUGCACUGCGUGUGUUUGUACGUGUGGCUGUGCAGCCGUGUUUUGUUGCGUCGUGUGAUGUGAGCGCUUGCUUUGCGUCUUCUUCCCUAUCCUGUGUUCACCUCGUCAUGUGCCGUUGCUGUUGUUGCUGAUGUUGAUGUUCCCUUUGCUGUGGUUGUGGUCGUGGUUGUCAAGCAGCGAAAUGAACCCAGUCAUCCCCCCCCCUACCACCACCAGGCAGCCAAGUCCAACAUGCCAUUGCACUACCCUUUCACCACCACCACCUCCACUUAUGGCACGGACCAACCAACACCAUCCACAUGC